Symbiodinium natans is the source of this 561-nucleotide messenger RNA. The record is from the annotation of a GenBank genome assembly. NCBI's taxonomy places the organism in Eukaryota, Dinophyceae, Suessiales, Symbiodiniaceae.
AUGCUCCUGGAGAAGAGCCAAGCAAGGGCGCAGCGGUUCGAGCACUUUGUCUUGGAGUACCUUCUGAAGGUGCCCGAGGGGCCAUCUCUCAACCUCUCGAACGAUCAGGAGUGUACUCCGUCCGCGGCCUCUGCAGCUGCAGGAAUCCCGCGGAAUGGGCAUCUGCCCGCCGAAGAGCUCACGGGCCUUGUGAAGCCCAGCAAUGCAGCUGUGUCUCAGCUUGAUGAGGAGAUCGCUGAAGUCGAAGCUCUGCUGGUGCAAUCGAUGCAAAGAGCGGCUGCCUUGAAGAAGGAGGCCUCAUCGCUUGCCGGGCAGCUGGGCCUCAUCGAAGCUGCUGAGGAAACAGCAGGCCACACGGGUCUCCCCGCGCUGGCAGCGGAACUUGCUUUCGUGGCGAGGAAGGUCAACAAGCUCACCGGCAAGGAAAACCGCGAUUACUUCGACUUCAACCAGCAGGUCUCCCAGACGAAGCGGCGUGGCUUCCUCGAGGAUUGGGAGGAGGAAGAAGCUGAGCCUUGGCCGGAUACACCGAAGCGGCCGCGUUUCGGCUUGCUGGGCUGA